UUAACAUGGAAAAAUAUGUUUUAAACAGCAAAUUACUUCCCCUAAUGGGAAGAGGGCCCCAGAGAGCAUCAAUGACCCUACCUAGGUUCACCCUGGGGUGGGAGCUAUCAGACAAUAAUUCCUUCCCAGUAAGGUUUGCAGCUCACUGGCCAGGUGCACGGGCCAGCUGCAGGGCUUCAUGUGCCCUGGAACAACCUAAAAAGUGUCUUUCCCAACUGUCUCGGAGGCAUGCUGUCUCAUGAGACACCCUCAGCACCAAAGCACCUAAGGAUGCUUGUAUAUGGCAGUGAAUGCUGGGACAUGCCCUGGGAUCAAGUUGAACAGCAAGAGAAGAGAAAAGCACCCAGGCAGCCCAGGCCAGUGCACCGUCUCCAUCACUAAGCACCAGCUUCCUCCAUCCUAGUGGUGGGGAAACAUGGACGCUUGCAGAUAGAAAGCUGCACACAGGAACUGGUGGGCAUGCUUAGAUAAGCCUUGCAAAAUCUUCUUAGAGGGCAUGCGCCCCACCGACAGCCCCAGGGUCUUGGCUGGCCCAUCUAACUGGCUGCAUCAUAAAGAAGGAUGUUCUUUCCAAGGCAUCCCUCUGCCAAAGUUGUCCCCUGGAUUCACAGAGCCACUGGUUUGGGAAGCUGAGCUGCAGUGCAUCCAGAGUUACAGCUCAGUUCUGAGACACUAGAGGUGCUCACUCCUGCAGGCGGGCUCUGCAGAUGUGGAGGAGGUUGGCUCCUCCUUGUACCCUGUCCCAUCUAGGCAAUGCUCUCAGCUGAACCCAGCAAAGACCUGGCGCUGGCCGUUGUAGUUGGCCGGGGUUUGGUACAGGGGAUGGUAGGGUUGAGACCCUGGCAAGCGUCAAGCUGGCAUCGCCCUGCAGCCCCCGGCCCCCCCACCUCAUGUCUGAUGGCUUUAACACCCAUCCUGUCACAGGCAAGAAGGGCCCCAGAAGCUGGGUCCUUUCCCAUAGGCCUACUGGAGAGGUCCCAAGGAGCCAUUCUGAUGUCAGGAGACAUCACAGCCAUACUGGAGGGUGCCCCCACACCCGCCAGUGCAUCAAACCCUCCAGGGACAGGAGUUAUGGGGCUGCAAGUGAGCCGACCUUGGGUGCUGGUGCACUCUCCUUCCCACGAUGCAAUGGCCCUGGGGAAUGACCACGCACAACCACCAGAUGUCAAAGUGAUGAAGCAGCCCCAAACUCCCAGUGCUACACUGGCAAGGGGGGACCAGGACAAUCCAGAGGUUCCAUGGCAGCUGGCUCCCCCAGACCAGCCCAUGAAGACUGUGGUGAGUGGAAUCCCUCUUCUGCCACGGCCCCAAUCCUGUGCUGGAUACUGGGGCUCAUCUCCUGGCAGAAGGGGAUACUAUGCACCCCUCACAUGGCCAACCUGGGGAGACACAUCACUUCCUGCAGUCUCUCUUUCCCCCACCUCUGCCCCGCUCUGUGUGGGUUUGCUCCCAGGCCAGGGCACACUUUGCCAGCCGGUUGCUUUAGAUUCCUCCAAGUGACAGAAUAGCUACAGGGCUAUUCUGUCUAUGCACGGGGCAGUAUUUAGGUGCAGAGACAUCGCCUGGCAAAUAAGUGUGCCUGCAGACCCAGGAGCAGCCACGCUGUAUCUGUGCCUGAGAGCAGCCAAAGUGGCUGCCCAAGGAAGUAUGGGUGACACCUCUCUCACAUAUGCUCCUCACCUCUAGGGAUUUGCAUCUCAGCAACUGUCCCAGAGGUUAUUUCAAUGGAUUUAGUAACCUUCAAGAGGUUGUUUUUCCACUAACUUGCCUGGCUGCCUCUCAAACACAAUUCUAGCUUCCAAACUCCUUCAACAAGGAGUCCCACCAGUAGAUAUGACUAGGAGAAAAACCACCACCUUUGAUUCAUUUUGAAGCACUUCCAAGUUGCAUUCAAUCCCCAAAUUUUGUCUUGGACUAUGAGGAAGCAUUCCUCUUCUGGUCUGGAUCAGCCCCAGGUUGCCAAUGUGUGCCAUGCUCCCAAAGGACCCCAUGCUCUGUCCCUGCAGCAGGAACCUCAUGCCAAUGCAGCUGUGGCCAUCCAGGCUUGGUGGCGUGGGCAGCUGGUCCGCCGGGCGCUGUGGCAGGCAAUGAACAGCGUGCUCAGCAUCCAGGCCUGGUGGCGCAGAACCAUCGCCCGGCAGCAGGAAGAGAGGCGGCUGCAGGCGCUGUCGGCGUACUUGAGGCUUGAGAGGGCAAGUGUCAUCCUCCAGGCCCAUGCCAGGAUGUGGAAGGCCAGGACCCAAUACAAGAAAUACCAGAAGGCAGUUCACACCAUUCAAAAUGGCUGGGGGAAGAGUACAGAGCCGGGGGCACUGGCCAGCCAUAACAUAGAGGAUGGUGUGGACCUGAAUAUCGAGAUAAUCAUUGGCUAAGGAACUCCUGCUACAGCUCGCAUGCUUUGGCAAGUCACAGGAGGGGAAUAAAGUACUUCCCAGCCUGGCCAGUGUCCAAUUCAGAGGGAAUGAGUUUGCCAUGGCCCAAGUUGCAAAUGCUUCUGCUGAGGUGCUGGUGUUGGGCAGGCUCAGCAAAGUCCUGCACAGCCUGAGAUGGGGGAGACCUCAAGGGGUAGCCCAGGCACUGGCAGGGCUGCUGAUCUCCAAAUUAGUAGCUAUGUUGGUCUGGGAACACCAUGGUAGAGAAAUAACCCCUAGUGAAAGCCUCAUGGCUCUCCCAUCUGAUGGGCCAUCAUCCCCUCCAAAGCCCAGGGGGCACAGUAUAACCUCAGAGCAGGCAGGCCAUGAUGGCAGCAAGGGGCUGGUGUUGCAGGGUGCAAGAGAGAGGUGGGUGGCUAUACCCGCCCUGUAGACCUGUAACUAGGUUACCCCCCCACUGCCAUUUCUACCAACCACUCAGGCCAAUCUGAGACCCUCUUGCCUGCAU
Molecule: messenger RNA, 2880 nt
Organism: Struthio camelus australis
Lineage: Eukaryota; Metazoa; Chordata; Aves; Struthioniformes; Struthionidae
Source: RefSeq, a predicted model, not a curated record